CGCUUGUUUUUUGGGGGACACAAACUCUCUCCGCUGCCAUCUCCCUUGAGCAUGACUCCCGCAGCAUCCCUGGAUUAAACCGCGCGCGCAGCCGACUUGCUCGGAGCAAGUUCGCUGGCACUUUUUUUUUCUGUCGUGGGAGAGAAAAAGAAAACGCGCACGGUGGUGGAGGAGGAGGGGUAACCACCGCCAUGGAGAGGAGCAUCCCGGGAUGGUGCGCGCUGGUCGCGGCCGCCCUCGUCCUGCUGCACGGCGCGGGCUGCAUGGCGGCCAAGGAGCUCCAGUGCCAGGAGAUCUCCGUGCCGCUGUGCAGAGGGAUCGGCUACAACUUCACGUACAUGCCCAACCAGUUCAACCACGACACGCAGGACGAGGCCGGCCUGGAGGUGCACCAGUUUUGGCCCCUGGUGGAGAUCAAGUGCUCCCCGGACUUGCGCUUCUUCCUGUGCAGCAUGUACACGCCGAUCUGCCUGGAGGACUACAAGAAGCCGCUGCCGCCGUGCAGGAGCGUGUGCGAGCGGGCCAGAGCGGGCUGCGCGCCGCUCAUGAGGCAGUACGGGUUCCCGUGGCCGGACCGGAUGAGGUGCGACCUGCUGCCGGAGCAGGGCCACCAGGACACGCUGUGCAUGGACUACAACCGGAGCCAGACCACCACGGUUUCCCCCGUGGUGGCGAAGCCCACCAACCGACCCCUGAAGCCGUACAACCCGAGGAAGAAGAGCGGCUACGGCCGCGGCAUCCCCGGGAAGCACAAGCCGGCGGCGGCGUCUCCGUGUGAGCCGGGAUGCUUCUGCCGCGCGCCCAUGGUGCCGGUGACCGGCGACGGACACCCGCUGCACAACCGCGUCCAGACGGGGCAGAUCCUGAACUGCGCCGUGCCGUGCCACAACCCGUACUUCACCCCGGAGGAGAGGACUUUCACCGCCUUCUGGAUCGGCCUGUGGUCGGUGCUGUGCUUCAUCUCCACCUUCGCCACCGUGGCCACUUUCCUCAUCGACAUGGAGAGGUUCAAGUACCCGGAGCGGCCCAUCAUCUUCCUCUCCGCCUGCUACAUGUUCGUGUCCGUCGGGUACAUCGUGCGGCUGAUCGCGGGUCACGAGGAGGUGGCGUGCAACCGGGAGAACGGCGCGGAGCACAUCCACUACGAGACCACGGGUCCCGCGCUCUGCACCAUCGUGUUCCUGCUCAUCUACUUCUUCGGCAUGGCCAGCUCCAUCUGGUGGGUCAUCCUCUCCCUCACCUGGUUUCUCGCGGCCGGCAUGAAGUGGGGCAACGAGGCCAUCGCCAGUUACGCUCAGUACUUCCACCUGGCCGCCUGGCUCAUCCCCAGCAUGAAGUCCAUCGCGGUGCUGGCGCUGAGCUCCGUGGACGGAGACUCCGUGGCCGGGAUCUGCUACGUGGGCAACCAGAACUUGGAUAACCUGCGCGGCUUCGUGCUGGCGCCGCUGGUGAUCUACCUGUUCAUCGGCACCAUGUUUCUGCUGGCCGGGUUCGUCUCCCUGUUCCGGAUCAGGAGCGUCAUCAAACAGGGGGGCACCAAGACCGACAAACUGGAGAGGCUGAUGAUCCGGAUAGGUGUGUUCACGGUCCUGUACACGGUUCCGGCCACCGUCAUCGUGGCGUGUUACUUUUACGAGCAGCACAACAGACAGACGUGGGAAAUUACGCACAACUGCACGUGCGCGGCGGACCCGAGCCGGCAGCGGCCGGACUACGCCGUGUUCAUGCUGAAGUACUUCAUGUGCCUCCUGGUGGGCAUCACGUCGGGGGCCUGGAUCUGGUCCGGGAAGACCCUGGACUCGUGGAGGACUUUUUGCACGCGCUGCUGCUGGGGGAGUAAAGCCUCCGCGGGCUCCAUGUACAGUGACGUCAGCACGGGGCUCACCUGGAGGUCCGGGACGGCCAGCUCCGUGUCCUGCCCCAAACAGAUGCCCCUGUCCCGGGUGUGAACGCUUCUUGCGUCAUUUGGCACGAAAGACUUUAAAAACCAGCUCACGUGAGCUCUUCAUUUGGUAAAUUAUUCAAAAGCCAGUUUUUAAUUUAAAAAAAUACAACUUCUGAUCACGUGCACUCCCCCUAAUGUGAACGUUUGUGUGUGUUAAACAAUCUGCUUUUAUAUAUAUAAAAGUUAUAUAAGAUCAGUUUGGACUUAAAGGAACGCGCUCCUUCCUCCUGACGUCCAUGGGGUUUGAAUAGUGUGUGUGUGGGGGGGGGGGGGACUAAUUGUGUCGGGAUUGUCCAUCAGCGUGUUGUAAUUAGCACAUUAAUGAGCGCCUAAUGGCUUCUCUUUAAAUAAUGAGGCUGUCUGAGGGGGAACAAUGUACCUUUUGCACGAAGAAUGCGGAGCUUACCCCCCCCCCACACACACACACACACACACACACACACCACACGCACCCCUUGUGGAUGAGGGGAUGCUUCUUCUUCUUGUGUGUCUCCACGUCCGUUAUUAAUCGAUGCCUUAAUACUGUCUCUCAUACGGGUUGCAUCAGCGCGUAAAGUGUAUAUUUAUAUAAUUAUUGGGUAAACAUAUAUUGUAUAUAUAUUGUAUAUGAAAAUUUACGAGAUUGUAAAUAUGUAUAAUUUCCACUUUGAUAGAAGAACAUUUUAUUUUGAGAAUAAAACCAAC
Molecule: messenger RNA, 2629 nt
Organism: Pseudoliparis swirei
Lineage: Eukaryota; Metazoa; Chordata; Actinopteri; Perciformes; Liparidae
Product: frizzled-8-like
Exons: 1
Coding region: 192-1949 (585 amino acids)
Biological process (GO): canonical Wnt signaling pathway; non-canonical Wnt signaling pathway
Cellular component (GO): plasma membrane
Molecular function (GO): Wnt receptor activity; Wnt-protein binding
Source: RefSeq, a predicted model, not a curated record